Messenger RNA from Saccostrea echinata, 4879 nucleotides. RefSeq names its product la-related protein 6-like. Gene Ontology annotation, cellular component: nucleus. Gene Ontology annotation, biological process: RNA processing. Bases 170 to 1840 code for a protein of 556 amino acids. Gene Ontology annotation, molecular function: mRNA binding. The transcript has a single exon. The record is from RefSeq and is a predicted model, not a curated record. NCBI's taxonomy places the organism in Eukaryota, Metazoa, Mollusca, Bivalvia, Ostreida, Ostreidae.
UGGUCAGAAUCGGAACUGACGUCACACAUCGGGAACGCAAAACACAGCCACAUUUACGAGUAAACAGGCAGAGAGUCUUGUGGUAUUUUCCGCAUUUUUGCUGCCUUUUACGAAAAGAGAUUUAAUUCUUCUGUGUUUGUGGUGAGUGUUUUCUCUCUAGGAUACUAAAAUGAGUUCUCUGGAGCAGAAAAUCGAAGUCCCCGAAAUCCGUGAAGAGCUGACGGGGGAACAAUCUGUUGGGGACAACGGUGUGACAGAGAGGAGCCUCACCCCAGUACAUCUCCAGGUGGAGCGACUGCGAGUUGAGGAAGAUGGCAAUAGUUCUGCGUACACCAGCGAGGAAGAAGCAGGGAGUCAUGAAGGUAGUCAUGACGAAAACCGGACUGCGGACGAGCCGGAGUUUGUGGCACCAGAUGAUGAACUCCGAGACAGAAUUAUCAAACAGGUGGAAUUCUACUUUUCUGAUCCUAACAUUUUGAAGGAUGCAUUUUUGCUUAAGCAUGUGCGUCGAAACAAGCAAGGGUUUGUGAGUAUCAAACUCAUAACCUCUUUUAAGAAAGUGAAAUCCUUAACAAAAGAUUAUCGGGUUGUUGCUUAUAGCCUGAGACACUCUGAAAAACUAGAAGUGAAUGAAGAGGGAAGGAAAGUACGGCGAAAGGAUCCCCUGCCAGAAUGGGAUGAAACUACCCCAUCACGUUCAGUAGUGGUGGUUAAUUUACCUAUGGAAAACCCAUCCAUUGAGAGUGUGGCAGAAAUGUUUUCUAAGUGUGGGGAAGUUUCGCUCAUUAGGAUUUUAAGACCAGGGAAGUCAGUGCCACAAGAUGUGAAAAAACAUUCCAUCAAGCAUCCAGAAAUUGGUACAACAACCUGUGCUGUUGUAGAAUUUGAGAAACAUGAAGCAGCCCAAAAAGCUUGUGAAACAAUGAACGAUACUGAAGACUGGCGUCAGGGCAUGCGUGUUGUUUUACUUGCUGCUCAGAAAAAGAAAGAGAAUAAAAAGAAGGAGAAUGGUGAUGAUUCUGGAAAAGAAGAUGAUGGUGAAGGGAAGGAUAAGAAAAAGAAGAGGAGGGAGAGAAGAAAGAAAAAUAGAGUUGAUGAACUUGCAGACAACGAUUCUUCUUGCUACUACAGUAGUGGUUCAGAGGCAGAGUUUGGCACACCUCAAAAAGGCAAUUACAGAACACACCAAAUCCUCAAGAAAACACUGAGUCCAAAUCACAUGGAACAUCCAGUGCUUAAAAAAACAUUGAGCCCAAAUCAUAUGGAACAUCCUGCACUUAGGAGAACAAUGAGUCCUAAUCAUAAAGAACAUCCUUCACUCAAGAAAACUUUGAGUGGAAACCAAAUGGAACACCAAAAACUGAAAAGAACCAUGAGUCCAAAUCAAGAGCAUACUAUGCUCAAAAGAACUCUUAGUCCAAAUCAGUAUGACUCUAAUCGUCUGAGUCCUAAUUCCUCCCCGAGGUCAAGUCCAAAAUCUAGUCCUAAAACCAGCCCAAGGUCCAGAAGAAGAAAUUUUCAUGGGAUUUCACCUUUGGCUGAUGACAAGAAAAGUCCUAGUACUAGUCCAAAGUUGAGUCCUCAGGGUAGCCCAGACUUGGGUAGAAAAAAAUAUGAAAAUUCUGCAGAUGGUAAACCAUCAAGCCCAUGGGUGCAGAGAAGGCUAAUGCUGGCUGCUCAGGAUAAAAGCCAAACGUCAGGCAGUCAGGUUAAUGGAAAAAGCCCUGAAAAACACAAGAUGUAUGGAAUGGAAGGGGUCAUUCGACAGCCCAGAGGACCUGAUGGAACCAACGGCUUCCAUUUGGGGAGAGGAAAACCAAGGAGCAGCACGUUUUCAUAAACUGCUUGUAGUGCAGAAGCUUUGCUGUCGCAGAUAUUGCUUUUUGUUCUGUGCACACACCAUGGCUCUAAAGAUUAACUUUGACUUCACUCACAAAAACAAUGGUGGAGGUCUCUGUGAUAAUAUCUAUGUCGUACAUGUACAUGUGUAAUGUUAAACAACUCUUUUUAUGCUGUUCCGACCUUUAUGUACCUUGCACAGAAUGUCAAUGACUUGGAAAUUUAAUCUUACACUAAUGACAACAAUUCAUACAUAUAGGAAAAGGUGUCUGCAGACAUUUAAAACUUAGAAAUGGUGCAAAAAAUUUGUUGCUUGAACACUUGCAAAAAGCACAUUUUUGUAACUGUUGUGUUUACUCCUAGCUAUGGGUAGUGUAAAUCAUCAAAAUGACUUUUGUUUAAAAAUGCAAAUGAGACAACUUAGCAAUUUGAUAUUUUAUGAUGGUUGUGUUCAUUAAUAAUGUGACAAUUAUUCAACCUUGUAUUGUCUCAGCUAGGAGAAAGUAAAGGUGCACUAUUGUUGUUUUUUUUUUCAAUAGCAUUGAUCAUGUUAUAGGAGAAGGUUGUAAAGUAUGUUGAUAAAUGAUUUUUUUUUUCUAAAAAUGUCUCAGAACUCAAGUGCUUAAUUUAAUGGAUGUUAUUUUGUUAACUGACCUCUGGUUUAAAAAAAGAUAAAAAAAUCGGAUUCUGUUUUACAAUUUUACCAUUAUAUGGCCAUUUAAAGAAAAAAAAAACAGAUGUUACUUAAAAGAGUUGCUGUAAUUUCACUUCAGUAUAGUUUUUUCUUUAUAAAAAAAUGUUAAAACAAUAAGUAAUAUUUACGAAGCUCAUCCAAUUGAAAUUUAUUGUUAUAAUGUUAUAUUUAAAUAUGAAAGCAAUUUUUGUGUCUAAACAUCACCUUUUCUUUUUAGAGUGAACAGGGAAGGAGGGAGAGGGCUAAAAAAAAAAUUGAUAUUCGCAACAACCAGAUUGUACAUUGUGUAGUAUACAUGUGUAGUAAUUAUCUUUGCAUAUAAUUGUACUUGAAGUGAGUUACGUUUUGUGUAGUAUAACUUGUUAAUGCUCAUAAAGAAAUAGUAUUUACCUAUAGUCGCAGACGCUGCUUUACAAGAUCUGGAGCUACCUGUUUGUAAAUUACAUUAAAUUUGAUUUUGUUGCACAUUUUUAAACACUGUGUAGAAUCUCUGGUUCUACCUUCAUGUUCUGUGAAAUGAAAGCUUAUUCUUGCCAGCUUUGAUGGCUUGUGUAUUAUUUUCUUAUUGUGUUAUAUCUCUAUAUAGACUGUAUAGAGAAAUUCAUUGCAACAACUAUUGAUCUCUUUUGAACCUUGCAGCCAGCAUUUUAAUGUCUAGACAGUGGUUAGGAAUUGCAUUGCAUGGGAAAAAAUCUGUUUCAAUAGCAGUUCUAUACUUUGGAAUUAAGAAUUUUUUUCUCUCAAUAAAAAUUGAGGCCAGGUUUCCUUUUCACUGUUGUCCUGAUUGAAGCAAAAAUCUACUGUACUGUGCAAUACUGAAUCUGAUACAUAUGUAUGUACAUGUAGUAUGAAAAUGAGAUGAUAUCUAGAAUUUUGAUGCAAAAGUGUGUACUUGAGCCAUUACAACUGUACAUGGAUAAUUAUGGAAGGGAAGUGCACAAUUACUUGAAUAAUACGCUUUUUUAGCUUGAAGCCUUCAGAACUGAUUUCAUAUCCUUCAAACUUUCAUUUUCCACAUUUGGUAGAGCAUUGUCAGGUAUUUUAUUUACUUAAUUAUUUAGUUGCCCAAUAUAUAAUGUAUUUUACAGCUCCUCUGUGAUUUUGUAAUACUGACUAAUAAGUUCUCUGAAGUAUUACAUUUACACAAAAUAAUUCAAAGAAAUUUAUAUAUUCUGCUUGGGUAUUUAUAAUACUAAAAAUGUUUUGAAGUCCAAAUAUGGCACCUUAAAGUAUUUUUUGAUUUAUUCUGCAGGGAGUUGUUAAAUUGCAUUUGUUUGUUUGUUUUUUAGAAUAUUGCAGAUGUUGACUUUUCAUUAGUCCUAUUGUUAAAAUCUGCUUUUGUAUUGAUUAUGUUUUUGGAGUGAAAAUACUUUUUAUCAAUUUUGUCAUUGCUAUACUCUUUUUGCAAAGAAGGUAUUUUGUGAGUGAGUUUUAUGAUAUAUUUCUUUCUUGACACUUAUAUUCAUUCUUAUUAAGAUAGUUUACACAAUCAUGAAUUUUAUGCAUCAGAACAAGAUCAGACAGAUAAAUUCAGGUAAAAGUAAAGAAAAUUUUCUUGUGAUGACCUGAUAAAUACUUUUCACCCUCUAUGCAUUUAUUUUUUUUUUCAAAGAACUACACUAAAUUUUAUUUUUAUUCAUAAUUGGAAGAUUUAUAUUAUUUUGAUAGAAAUCUCUUUCAUCAUUUAGAAAGGAAAUUUAUUUCAAGAGCAAAUGAUCUUUUAUGUUAUAUGAUAUGUGUUAUGAUUAUGGUGUGAAUGUAUGCCUACAUAUCUUUAUUUAUUGACAUAGUUUUUUUUUUUAAAAAACAUUCCACAGGUUUGUUACUGGUUUGAUUUGUGUGUAUGUUAGUGUGUAGUGUUGUUAUGUAGUUUGUUAAAAAUUUCAUGCAUUAUAUAGUUUAAAGACCAAGAAAAGGUAUACCUGAAUUUAUCAACAGCAGGCAUUUAUUCUUAAUAAUGGACUUGCGUGUCUGUAUGUUUUGUCUAUUCCUUGUAUUGUGUGCACUGCUAAGUUUAAGGUCCAUCAUACCUCUGUUCACUUGUAUAAAAUUUUGCUUUCAUGCUUAUGAUUUUCCAGAUGAUUUGUAAUUAAUGAUUAAAAUGCAAAAAAUAAAAUAUCAACAUAGCUUGUGGGGCAAAAUUUGACAAAAAUGACCUUUAACUUGACAAAAUUAUAGAGGAAUAAAAGAAAUUUAUCCCAGCUCGAGCUAUCUCUCAUAACAGAGUAUCGAUGAACCUUAAAAGUGAGAGAUUUCAUGAUAUAUCAUAAAGUAAAGACUUUUAACUAGAGAAAUAUAAUCUAUGAUGGACUGGAAAAUUUACUGUGAUGUCUUUUGUGUGUGUGU